GAUACCACUCAACAACGUUCACUAUGUCGCCUGGCAAGACCGCAACCAUUUCGUUCGAUGGUGACUUCGCCAACAUCAUCAAUGGUGAAGCACGCACAAAGUCAGACAACUAUCACCAAGGCGUCAACCCUGCCACUGGCGAGAAGCUCUGGAACGUGCCAAUUGCUACACAGUCAGAUGUCGAUGAGGCCGUUGCUUCGGCACAAAAGGCUUUCGAGUCAUGGAGUCGCAAGUCUCUCGAGGAGCGCAAGGAACUCAUGAAGAACCUCCGCGAUCUCUGGAGUGGUUACCAAGAAGAGUUUAUUAACCUGCUGUGUAAGGAGACUGGAAAGCCUAGACAGGUCUCCGCCAUGGAGGUUGGUGCCGUGGGUGCAUUCAUCGACCAUCACAUUUCUCUGAGUAUCCCCGAAGAGAGAGUCGAGGACGAUGAGAAGAUCAUGACAACGAGAUACAUGCCUUUGGGUGUUGUUGGUGCCAUCUGCCCCUGGAACUGUCUCGACAGUNUCCCUCUGGUUCUUUCUUUCGGCAAGAUCUGUCCUGCUCUACUUACUGGAUGCACCAUUAUCGUCAAGCCCUCGCCUUUCACUCCCUACACUUCGCUGAAGGCAAUCGAGCUGGCUCAAACUAUCUUCCCUCCAGGUGUCAUCCAGGUUCUUGGUGGUGAUGACAAGCUCGGUCCCAUGUUCACUGAGCACCCUGGCAUUGCAAAGAUUAGUUUCACCGGCAGCACCGCCACCGGAAAGAAGAUUAUGGCCGCCUGCAGCAAGACUCUCAAGCGUGUCACUCUCGAGCUUGGUGGCAACGAUGCCAGUAUCGUCAGAGAAGAUGUUGAUAUUGAGGCUACUGCUCCACAGCUUGUCAUGGGAGCCUUCCAGAACAGUGGUCAAGUUUGCGUUGCUACCAAGCGUAUCUACAUUCACGAGAAGAUCUACAGACCCAUGGUCGAUGCAAUGGCCAAGGUUGCUGCCAGCCUCAAGGUCGGCACUGAGCAGGACGCAAUGUUGGGACCCAUCCAAAACCAGAUGCAAUAUGAGAAGGUCAAGACCUUCUUCCAGGACAGCAAGGACAAGGGCUACAACUUCAUUGCUGGCAGUGGCGAUGUCGAGAAGAAGGACGGUUUCUGGAUCCAGCCGGCCAUUAUUGACAACCCUCCCAACGACAGCAAGGUCAUCCAGGAAGAGCAGUUCGGCUUGAUUCUUCCUGUUCAACCUUACUCUGACGAGGAAGAAGUCAUCAGCCGCGCCAAUGACACCAACUCUGGUCUAGGUGCUUGUGUCUGGAGCAAGGAUGAGAAGGCUGCCGAGCGCAUUGCCCUUCGUCUGCAGGCCGGCAGUGUCUGGAUCAACUCGUUCGAGAAACCCACUCCUCAAGCUGGUAUCGGUGGUGAGUGGGGUACACAGGGUCUGCUGUCCUACUGCAACCCUCACGUUGUUCACUUGUACAAGAGCAAGUUG
Molecule: messenger RNA, 1454 nt
Organism: Aureobasidium musti
Lineage: Eukaryota; Fungi; Ascomycota; Dothideomycetes; Dothideales; Saccotheciaceae
Source: the annotation of a GenBank genome assembly